Messenger RNA from Trifolium pratense (red clover), 1829 nucleotides. Its product is annotated as ATP-citrate synthase alpha chain protein 1-like. Gene Ontology annotation, biological process: succinyl-CoA metabolic process; tricarboxylic acid cycle. Lineage: Eukaryota; Viridiplantae; Streptophyta; Magnoliopsida; Fabales; Fabaceae. The record is from RefSeq and is a predicted model, not a curated record. Bases 267 to 1538 code for a protein of 423 amino acids. The transcript has 13 exons. Gene Ontology annotation, cellular component: succinate-CoA ligase complex. Gene Ontology annotation, molecular function: succinate-CoA ligase (ADP-forming) activity.
GCUCACCUCGUGCAAUGCACGAGAGAUUAUUAUAAUAACAUAGCUGUCAAUAAAUAAACUAAACAAUUUCGUAAUACCCAACAUAUCCCCAUUUUUCAGUUUCAUUUUCUAAUGUCUUCUUUUUCCUAACUUCUAUAAAUACAGCAUAGAUUCAUCACCAACAACAAAGCACAUUCUCAUUCACAAUUGGAUCUACCUAUCCUUCACCUUCUUCUCCAUUGAUCUGUUUUCUCUCUCUAACGUGAAGAAUUUGUGUUGAAGAUUUAAUGGCACGUAAGAAGAUUAGAGAGUAUGAUUCUAAGAGGUUGUUGAAAGAACAUUUUAAGAGAAUCUCUGGACAGGAGUUGCCACUUAAGUCUGCUCAAGUUAUUGAAUCAACUGAUAUCAAUGAACUAGUAGAGAAGGAACCAUGGCUUUCAUCUUCAAAAUUGGUUGUGAAACCUGACAUGCUAUUUGGAAAACGUGGAAAAAGCGGUUUGGUUGCCUUGAAUCUGGAUUUGGCUGAAGUUGCUGGUUUCGUGAAAGAGCGUCUUGGAAAAGAGGUUGAGAUGGGUGGAUGCAAAGGACCUAUAACAACUUUCAUUGUUGAACCUUUCAUCCCACAUAAUGAAGAGUAUUACCUUAACAUUGUCUCAGAGAGACUAGGAAACAGUAUUAGCUUUUCUGAAUGUGGAGGAAUUGAUAUUGAAGAGAACUGGGAUAAGGUUAAGACUGUAUUUAUUCCAACAGGGGAAUCUCUUACAUCAGACAAUAUAUCAGCACUUAUUGCAACCCUCCCCUUAGAGGUCAAGGGAGAAAUUGAGGAAUUUCUCAAGGUGAUUUUCAAUAUAUUUCAAGAUCUGGAUUUCACAUUCUUAGAGAUGAAUCCUUUCACUUUGGUCAAUGGAAAGCCUUAUCCUUUGGAUAUGAGAGGAGAGUUAGAUGACACUGCUGCUUUCAAGAACUUCAAGAAAUGGGGAAACAUUGAAUUUCCAUUGCCAUUUGGAAGGGUUAUGAGUUCUACCGAAUCUUUCAUUCAUGGAUUAGAUGAAAAGACAAGUGCGUCUUUAAAAUUCACAGUGCUAAACCCAAUGGGCCGAAUUUGGACUAUGGUAGCCGGAGGAGGUGCCAGUGUAAUCUAUGCUGACACAGUUGGAGAUCUUGGUUAUGCUCCAGAGCUUGGAAAUUAUGCAGAAUACAGUGGUGCACCUAAGGAAGACGAGGUCUUACAGUAUGCCAGAGUUGUAAUUGAUUGUGCAACUGCAAAUCCGGAUGGCCAAAAGCGAGCUCUCGUGAUUGGAGGAGGAAUAGCUAACUUCACUGAUGUUGCUGCUACAUUCAGUGGCAUAAUUCGUGCUUUGAAGGAGAAGGAACAAAAGCUAAAAGAAGCAAAUAUGUACAUCUAUGUGAGGCGAGGAGGUCCUAACUACCAAAGGGGUCUCGCGAAAAUGAGGGCACUUGGAGAGGAAAUUGGAAUCCCUAUUGAGGUUUAUGGACCUGAAGCAACAAUGACUGGUAUAUGCAAACAAGCAAUCCAGUGCAUCACAGCUUCUGCUUAAUGAUUAUCAAUUCUUAUGUCAAUGCUUUGUCUUAAAGUUUAAUCAUGUGUUGUUGCUUGUAGUGAUUAUUGAUUCAUAAUUGCAUUUCCAAUCUAUCAGAAUUGAUAAUUUUGUUGAGAUAGAGUAUAGAUUGUUAAAAGUUUAAUAAUCUAAUAAAGUGGUUAAGAAUGCUUUGUAUCAUCAUGUAGAAUUCUGAUAGUGUAGUUUUUACUCAAUCAAUAAAGUGACAUGUGUAAUUCGUUUAUGUUAUGUCUAGCAGCAAUUUCAUGGUUCUCAGAUUUAUUUUCAGCA